AUGUCCAUCGAAAACUUCAAGGACAAGGACCCCUUCGCCGAGGCUGAGGAAGCCACAGGCGGCGACACUUCGAAAUCCGAAGGCUACACCCAUAUCCGGAUUCAGCAACGCAAUGGACGCAAGACCCUGACUACUAUCCAGGGUCUGAACACCUCUGUUGACCCCAAGAAGGUUCUUAAGGCUAUGCGCAAGAACUUCGCUUGCAAUGGCACUGUUGUUACCGACGCCGAAAUGGGCGAGGUGAUUCAGCUGCAGGGUGAUCAGCGCAAACACUCUCUGGAGUUCCUAUCUCUGAACCCUAAGCAGGGUGGAGUCGGAAUUCCCGCGGCCAAGAUCAAGGUCCACGGGUUCUAA
Molecule: messenger RNA, 354 nt
Organism: Penicillium taxi
Lineage: Eukaryota; Fungi; Ascomycota; Eurotiomycetes; Eurotiales; Aspergillaceae
Product: translation initiation factor eIF1
Exons: 5
Coding region: 1-354 (117 amino acids)
Biological process (GO): translational initiation
Cellular component (GO): eukaryotic 43S preinitiation complex
Molecular function (GO): ribosomal small subunit binding; translation initiation factor activity; RNA binding
Source: RefSeq, a predicted model, not a curated record